Larimichthys crocea (large yellow croaker) is the source of this 2990-nucleotide messenger RNA. RefSeq names its product protein kinase cGMP-dependent 3 (gene prkg3). Gene Ontology annotation, molecular function: ATP binding; cGMP-dependent protein kinase activity. NCBI's taxonomy places the organism in Eukaryota, Metazoa, Chordata, Actinopteri, Sciaenidae. Gene Ontology annotation, biological process: protein phosphorylation. The transcript is spliced from 22 exons. The record is from RefSeq and is a predicted model, not a curated record. Bases 409 to 2448 code for a protein of 679 amino acids.
CCUUAGGUUAUCGUUAAUGAUUCAACACCAGAGCUGCUGAGAUUGACAGAUAGAGAAAGAGGAGGAAAGAUUGAGAGUGAGAGAUAGCCGGAGAGGAGUAAAAAUAGUAAAAGCUGUGGAGCAGACAUGGCAAUGUAAGCUGAGAAAGUGGGCAGCGGUAGAAAAAGAAGAAGAAGAAGAGGAAGUAAUGCCAGAGAGGUUGCAGACUGUAUGUUUGUAUCUGCUCAUGUGUGUCCAGUCUGUAGACAGUCUGGAGGUCAAGAAGAAAUUGAACACACAGUGAAUACUUCUCUACAACUGAAGGGUGAGCAGCUCACAGUGAUUAUUUGGCUCCUAUGAUCCAUGCGGCCUUUAUAAGCUGGACGGAUAUUCAUCGUCUCUCCUGAUCCACACACACAGCCUGCAGUUAUGGAGAAGCAAGUAGAGGAUCUGAAGCAGCAGCUAGAAAAGCAAUGUCUGAUCAACCGGGAGCUGCAGAGGCAAAACAAAGACCUGGAAAAACGACUGCAGGAGAAAGAAAAGUUUUUGCAGGAUCUCCAGAGUCAAUAUCAUGAUCUGGAGUUUCCCUCCCAGAGUGGUAAUGAGAUUGAACCAGAGGUCAGGAAGAGCCGUGCGGCUGUCAUCGCCCCUGAACCAAUCCCAGAGACCCUGGAGAUUACACGCACCAGGGUCAAGAAAACCUCCAGUGAGACAAAUCUGAUUGUCAAAGCCAUCCAAAAGAACGACUUCCUGAGCCGCCUCGACGAUGAGCAAACAGCCAUGAUGGUGGAUCUUUUAUCGGUGUUUAAUUUCAAACCGGGGGAGGACGUCAUUAAAGAGGGCUCUGAAGGAGACAGCAUGUACAUAGUGGCAUCUGGUGAGCUCGUUGUCACCCAGGCAGGCCGGGACCUCCGCACCCUAACCACAGGUGAUGUGUUUGGGGAGCUGGCCAUCCUGUACAACUGCAAACGGACAGCAACAGUUAAAGCAAAGACCAAAGUGCGUCUGUGGAGCAUGGAGCGACAGACCUACAGGACGAUCAUUACCAACAAGUCCAAGAAGAAACGGGAGCAGCUCAUGGGCUUCCUGAAAACAUCUCGCACUCUGAAGGACCUGAAUGAUGUUCAGCUGUCCAAAAUUAUUGAUUCAAUGGAGGAGGUGAAGUACCAAGACAAAGAUGUUAUAGUCCGAGAAGGAGCAGAAGCAAACACAUUCUACAUCAUCCUCAAAGGAGAGGUCCUGGUGACUAAGAACGUGAACGGACAUCAGAAGCAGAUUCGUAGGAUGGGAAAAGGGGAGCAUUUCGGGGAACAGGCUCUCAUACGUGAAGUCUUGAGAACUGCCACCUGCACUGCUGACGGCCCUGUCACCUGCUUCUCCAUUGACAAAGAGGUGUUUGAAGAGACGAUUCCCAUAGAGCACCUGGAGCUGUUUGAUGACUCCAAAGUGCUGCAGGAGGCACAAGCACCAGAGAAGUCCAGUCCCAGCUCCACUCUGAGGUUUAAGGAUCUGGUUCCUGUGUUGUAUCAGGAAGGUCGCUAUCAAGGAGAUAAUGUCACGCUCGGAGUCGGAGGGUUUGGCCGCGUUGAGUUGAUGACCACUGUGAACCAUGGGGCAUAUUACGCCGUGAAGCGAGUCAGCAAGAAAAACAUUGUUGCUAAGAGACAGGAGGAGCACAUGCUGUUUGAGAAGGCGAUCCUUAAAUCCAUCCAGUGUGACUUCAUCGUCAGACUUCAUGCUGCUUUUAAAGACACACGAUACAUACACAUGGUCAUGGAGUUCUGUGCUGGAGGGGAGAUCUGGACCAAACUCAAAGAAGUAGGGCGUUUUGAUGAGCCCGUCGCUGUGUUCUGCACUGCCUGUGUGGUGGAGGCCUACGCCUACCUUCACAAGAAAAACAUCAUGUACAGAGACCUUAAGCCUGAGAACCUGAUGUUGGACGCGAAGGGCUACGUCAAACUGGUGGACUUUGGUUUUGCCAAGAUGAUGGUGCGCGGUGAGAAAACCUACUCAUUUGUCGGCACUCCUGAGUACAUGGCCCCAGAGAUCAUCAAGAACCAAGGGCAUGACUUUGCAGUUGACUUUUGGUCCCUUGGUGUCCUGAUCUUUGAGCUAUUGGUGGGAAGUCCUCCCUUUUCCAGUUCGGAGCCUCAGAAGAUUUAUGCCAAGAUUUUGGACGGUGUGCUCAAGUAUCCUCCUUACUUGAGUGAGGCAGCCAAGUCCAUUAUCAGCAAACUGUGCAGACCUCGACCAGGUCAGAGGUUAGGAAACACCAAAAAUGGAAUCAAAGAUGUCCGACAUCACAGGUGGUUCAGCAGUAUGAACUGGCACAAGCUGCGCGUGGGUCAGCUCAACGCCCCCACAGUUCGACUCAUACGCAAGGGCCCCUGCUACAUCAACUUUGAUCGUUUCCCUGCUGAUCAAACGAAGGCAGAGGAGGAGUUCUCUGGUUGGGACCGUGACUUCUAAUAUUAAAGUAUCACCCAGAUAUGGAUCUAAAUCAGGAUAAAAUCACUUUAAAAACAACACACGGUAACAUAACCCAUUUCAUAUUAAUCCGAUUAUGACAUUAAGAGUCAAACUUCAGGGAGCCACCCCUUCCAAAUUAUUUAUCAAAGCCUCUCUGUUGCUAUAGAGAGACAACAUCUAAGUGGCAAAGGGCCAAAACUAUGAGGAGGUGUUAAGAUGAGAUGUUAGGACGUUCUGUUUCCAAAUGCAGUGCAGGGAGAUUUGGUGCAUGAUGAAGAAGUGUUGAUAACAUCAUGCACAUAACACUCUUCACUGAUUAGAAUAAAAUCUGAGUGCUUGCUAUCUGAGAAAAAAGGCUUGAGUCAUUUUGGCCAGCUCAUAACAAACCUGACAAUUAAAUCGAUACUGAUGUCAUUCUGAUCUGAUCAGUAUCUUCUCCAAUGUUUCGUGUUAUUUUGGAUCUAUGUUAGUUUUAGAGAUAAAACAUGCUUACCUGCUUGACGUAAAGCUGUUAAAUGCUUUGAUAUUGUUAAAGUUGUUAU